AUGGUUCCUGUCUAUCCAUGCUGGACUUGUCAUAGGGACGGAAUAAAUGCUAUUCUCCGCGAAGUGGACAAGUAUUUCCUUCAAAUGAAAGAUCAUCGGAAAAGCCGCUUAUGCGCGCGCAGUGCUGUCAUAUCCCCCAUGAUCCAAUACGUGUUAUCCGGCUCUGCAGUGUCCACUCACAGUCCCGAUAGCCAGUCUCGCUUCGCACUCAGCAUAGUCGUACACUCGACUGUGUUAAUGCGCAACCCCCUAAUCGGAUAA
This is a messenger RNA of Dicrocoelium dendriticum, 261 nucleotides long. Lineage: Eukaryota; Metazoa; Platyhelminthes; Trematoda; Plagiorchiida; Dicrocoeliidae. The record is from the annotation of a GenBank genome assembly.